Messenger RNA from Scylla paramamosain (green mud crab), 3439 nucleotides. RefSeq names its product cysteine protease ATG4B-like (gene Atg4a). Bases 189 to 1340 code for a protein of 383 amino acids. Gene Ontology annotation, molecular function: protein-phosphatidylethanolamide deconjugating activity. The record is from RefSeq and is a predicted model, not a curated record. The transcript is spliced from 10 exons. NCBI's taxonomy places the organism in Eukaryota, Metazoa, Arthropoda, Malacostraca, Decapoda, Portunidae.
CGUCAGAAUCAAAACAUUGGAGGCCAUGGAUGACAUUAUAGCAGGUGACUGACUCCUUCUCUCUGCCUCUCGCACACCUCUGCCUCACCACACUGCCUGAGAGAUGAAGAGGGAGAGCCACAGCCUGCAGGAGACGCUGUGGCACGAAUACUGUGGUGAAAUAAUAGGAGAAGUGUGGGAAAUAAGACAUGAAGGAAAAUUUGCUCAUUGUGACUAGUCAUCGUAUUGGGUCACGUGAGGGUAUGAUAGAAGCAUGCAUGGCCUAUGAAGGGGCACUGGGUGAGCCAGAGGACUUCCCCAAGACAGAUGAGCCCGUGUGGAUUUUAGGAAAGCAAUACUCCACUCAUAAAGACUUGGAGGAGAUCCGGAGAGAUGUGCAGUCCCGUAUAUGGCUGACAUACCGAAGGGGCUUUGCACAGAUUGGGGACUCCGGCUACACCUCGGACAAGGGGUGGGGCUGCAUGCUGCGCUGUGGACAGAUGGUGCUGGCAGAGGCCCUGCUUAGGAGACAUCUGGGUCGGGAGUGGACGUGGGCACCAGAGACCAAAGACGAGACAUACCUCAGGAUCUUGCACAUGUUUGAGGACCACAAGUUAGCCACCUUCUCCCUGCACAUCAUCUCCCAGCUUGGGGUGGACGAGGGGAAGCCCAUAGGGGAGUGGUACGGCCCCAACACAGUGGCCCAGGUCCUCAGGAAACUGACGCCCUUUGAUGAAUGGAACAACUUCAGUGUCAACGUGGCCAUGGACAACAUUGUCAUCAUGGACGAGAUCAGGUGCAGCUGUCAGACAGAAGGGGAGCGAACCUGGCGGCCCCUCCUGCUCUUCAUUCCACUCCGCCUUGGACUUGCUGAGAUGAACCCUCUCUAUUUCUCCGGCAUCAAGAAAUACUUCAAAAUGCCGCAGUCGCUUGGACUCAUAGGAGGGAAGCCCAACCAUGCCUCGUACUUCAUUGGUUUUGUGGGGGACGAGGUGGUGUACCUGGACCCACAUACCACCCAGGAGGCCGGCACAGUGGGCAAGAAGGUGACGGAGGAGGAGGAGGACAUGGACAGAUCCCAUCACUGCAACUUUGCACAACGCAUGCCACUUGAGCACCUGGACCCCUCCCUGGCCCUGUGCUUCUACUGUGGCACAGAGAAGGAGUUUGACGAUCUCUGCAAUCGCAUCAGGCAAGAACUUAUUGAUGCAGAGAAGACGCCUCUCUUUGAGCUGGUCCCCACCCGGCCUGCCUACAUGCGGGAUGAUGCCACGGGGACAGGCGCCUCAGGCAUCAGUAUGGACUUGGAGGAUCAUCGGCUGGACUCAGAAGAUGACGAGGAGUUUGAGGUCCUGCAGUGAUGACAGACUCAGAGGUUGUAAGGCGGUGGUGGUAGUGAUGGUGGGCUCGACUCCCACUGGUGGCACUGUAGUGUCCCUCCUCUCUUGGGCCUUUCCUCAUAAAUCAUAUUGUAUUUUUUAUAAAUGCUCUUUCCUUCAUACUGGGUCCAAAAAAAGAUGCAGGUGUUUGAUAAAAGUACACUACAAUGAGAAAAGUUUAUAAUAUUGUUUUUUUUUUUUUUUUUUCACUGAGAUUUUGAGAUUUAUGUAUGUACAGAAGUUUGAUGUCAGCUUGGUAUAGAGAUAGGCAGAUCCAUCGCUUGUAUAUUCUCCGGUUUCCAUUUCCGCAACAGAGUUUAAUUUGUUAUAGUCAUCCUGUCACUAGAUGCAUGAUUAUUCUGGUUUCUACAGCUCAUCUGUCACUGGUAUCAAUACAGAUGUAAUGAAAUCAGGACUGGUGGAGUGGGUAACAAAUGCAGUGGGAUGGUUUGGUUACAUUGAGAAGAGUGAGGAAUUUGUAAAGAGAGUGAAGUUGAAGGAUCUAAUAAAAAAAAAAGAGCCAGUUAGAAGAUAGAGCAAGGCAUUAGAGAGAUAAUGAUAUGCAGCGAGACCUGAAAAGAAACCCCACUAGUCCCAAAUGCACUUAAUUCUGGGGCAAGAGUGAGGAGUUUGUGAAGAAAUUGAGUGAAUGUUCUUAUAAGGGAAGACAGAACAAGUCAUUGGGGAGAUAGAAUGAUAUACAGCAAGGUGCCAUGAUUAAGAGACUCACCAAUCCCAAAACCACACAAUUCUGGGAGAAGUUUUAUGCAUCAAUUGAUACCAGACUCCAAGGUUUUCAGUUCACAUCUCACUCAUCACUGCCCUCAUCCUUUGUCAUGCUUCCUGUAGCUCAUGACUGCAUUUAUUACUACCAUCCACAUCAGGCAUCUCAGAGACAGUUGAAGGGGACACCAGUGGGAUGACAGUGGCCUCUAGUGAAGGAGUCGAGGAUAAUUUUGUGUGGGAACAGUGUAUAACUGUAUUGGUGUCAGUGCUUGUGUGAGAGGAACUCCUAAGCUUGUGCAGUUGCCUAAAGAAGUGGUUAUAUUCCAUAAGAUUUUUGUGACUAAAAUUUAUUUAUUUUUUUUAUGUAGGAGGGACACUGGCCAGGGGCAACAAAAAUCCAGUUAAAAAAAAGCCCAUUGAGAUGCCAGCUCCUGAAUAGGGUCGGAAGCAAUAGUAAAAAAUUGAGGGAUAAGUGUCUUGAAACCUUCCUCUUCAAAGAUUUUAAGUCAUAAGAAGGUGGAAAUACAGAAGCAAGCAGGGAGUUACAGAGUUUACUAGCAUUUAGCAACCACUUUUUCCUGUUAGAACAUGAGAGAAUAGAAGCUGCAAGAAGUCCUCAUACUUACACUAUCUACCUGUCUGUAUAUCAAGUCAGGGUGACCCAAACAAAGCACCACACACUCAUACACACAUCAUUGACACUGAGCCCUGUUGGCCCCUGGUAGAAAGGGACAGGAGGAUAGGUAUUGUAUAGUUGAACUAUAUAUUCCCUGUUUCUUCUUGGUUUUUACAGAGCUCUUAAUAUAAAGCAGCAUAUUGGUUCAUUGACACAUUUCCAUUCAGUUUAUAACCUUUAGUGGAUUCUCUGACAUCACUUCUUAGGGUAACUGUAUUUCAAGCUAUUAUUUUUCUCCAGUGUUGAGGUGAUGAAUGAACCCUUGAACUUUUUACAUGUGCUGUUGGGAAUUCCAUUGAAUGUAUGUGGUACGCUUUUUUUCUUUCUUCCACGUGUAAGUUAAUCUUCCAUUUCACGUCGUUUGGAUGUCAUAGUCUGUAGGCUGGUGAUGAUGAUAAUGAUGUGUUACUACCUAUAGCUACUUGACAGGAGGUUUUAGGAGAUAUAUGAAGUGUUGUUAUGCUUGCAGGUAUUCUUUAGAUCGGUACUUGUAGCCGGAGCGUUACCACUGACCUGCCACGAGGAUUGCAGACACCGAACCUUUGUGUUGAGUUGUUGUUGUGUCAAGGAUGCAUGUCAGACACCACUGUUCUUGUGUUGCACGUUAGCAACACUUUGUUCUCUCUUAAGUAUAAAUGCUUGUUUAUCACACACACACACACACACAUACAUACACACU